UUUUUUUUCCUCCUCUGGGAAAGAGAGAGAAGUGUGGACUGGAGAGAGAGAGAGAGAGGAGAGAGAGGUAGAAGAAGAAGAGUUGUCGGAGUUCGUCUUUCCUCUCUCUACUGUGUUAUGUCGCUCGUCUGCAUCGAUCUAUAAUUUUUCCUUGUUGAGAAGAUCUGUGUUUGUUUUGCUUGAUUUCGGUUAAUUUGAAGUGUCUGGAGACCCAAACGGGCCAUCGAGAUGUCCUCUCUCAGUAGAGAGCUCGUCUUUUUGAUAUUGCAGUUCCUCGACGAGGAGAAAUUCAAGGAGACCGUUCACAAACUUGAACAGGAGUCAGGGUUCUUCUUUAACAUGAAGUAUUUUGAAGACGAAGUUCACAAUGGAAAUUGGGAUGAGGUUGAGAGGUAUCUUUCGGGUUUUACCAAAGUGGACGAUAACCGGUAUUCAAUGAAGAUAUUUUUUGAAAUCAGGAAGCAGAAAUAUCUUGAGGCAUUGGAUAAGCAUGAUCGUGCCAAAGCUGUAGAUAUUCUUGUAAAGGAUUUGAAGGUUUUUGCUUCUUUUAACGAGGAGCUAUUCAAGGAAAUCACACAGCUAUUGACACUGGAGAAUUUCAGGGAAAAUGAGCAGCUAUCCAAGUAUGGAGAUACAAAGUCUGCUAGAACAAUCAUGUUGGUUGAGCUCAAGAAGCUUAUUGAAGCCAAUCCUUUAUUCCGUGACAAAUUGCAAUUUCCUAGCCUAAAAAACUCAAGGCUAAGGACCCUUAUUAACCAAAGCUUGAAUUGGCAGCAUCAACUUUGUAAAAACCCAAGGCCCAACCCAGAUAUAAAAACCCUUUUUGUUGAUCAUACUUGUGGACAACCGAAUGGUGCCCGUGCCCCUUCACCUGCAAAUAAUCCACUGCUAGGAUCUAUACCCAAAGUUGGAGGGUUUCCUCCACUCGGUGGACAUGCGCCUUUUCAACCUACACCAGCACCAGUUCCAACUCCCCUUGCCGGUUGGAUGUCAAAUCCAUCCACUGUUACUCAUCCAGCAGUUUCCGGAGGACCUAUUGGCCUUGGUGCUCCUACAAAUCCAGGUACUGCAAUUUUGAAGCAUCCUAGGACUCCUCCAACUAAUAACCCUGCUGUCGAUUAUUCAUCAGGGGAUCCUGAUCAUGUAUCUAAAAGAACAAGACCAAUCGGCCUUUCUGAUGAGGUAAACCUGCCUGUUAAUAUAUUGCCAGUAACUUAUCCUGGUCAGAGUCACAGUCAGGCUUUCAAUAUACCCGAUGACUUGCCCAAGACUGUUGCUCGAACAUUGACUCAAGGAUCAUGCCCAAUGAGCAUGGACUUUCAUCCUGUUCAACAAACUUUACUUCUAGUUGGUACCAAUGUUGGGGAUAUAGGUCUCUGGGAAGUUGGUUCUAGAGAGAGGUUGGCUUUUAGAAAUUUCAAGGUUUGGGAUCUCGGUGCAUGUUCAAUGCCCCUUCAGGCAGCUUUAGUCAAAGAUCCUUCUGUAUCUGUUAACCGCAUAAUAUGGAGCCCUGAUGGUUCUUUGUUUGGAGUUGCAUACUCGAGGCACAUUGUGCAAAUAUAUUCUUAUCAUGGUGGUGAUGAUGUACGGCAGCACUUGGAGAUUGAUGCUCAUGUUGGUGGUGUAAAUGAUCUGGCAUUUUCUCACCCCAAUAAACAACUGUGUGUUAUCACUUGUGGUGAUGACAAGACCAUAAAGGUGUGGGAUGCAGCUACUGGUGCAAAACAGUAUACUUUUGAAGGUCAUGAAGCUCCUGUUUAUUCUGUCUGUCCUCAUUACAAGGAAAACAUCCAGUUCAUCUUUUCAACAGCAUUGGAUGGAAAAAUAAAAGCAUGGCUAUAUGAUAAUCUGGGUUCUAGGGUAGAUUAUGAUGCUCCAGGUCACUGGUGCACAACAAUGGCUUAUAGUGCUGAUGGGACAAGGCUAUUUUCAUGUGGAACUAGUAAAGAUGGGGAGUCGUACAUUGUUGAAUGGAAUGAAAGUGAGGGGGCUGUGAAGAGGACCUACCAAGGAUUCCGGAAACGUUCUAUGGGUGUUGUUCAAUUUGAUACAACCAGGAACAGGUAUCUGGCUGCUGGUGAUGAAUUUUCAAUCAAAUUUUGGGAUAUGGAUAAUGUUAACCUUUUGACAACUAUUGAUGCUGAUGGAGGCCUACCAGCAAGCCCACGUAUCCGCUUCAACAAGGAGGGUACACUAUUGGCUGUUUCUGCAAAUGACAAUGGAAUUAAGAUUCUGGCUAAUGCUGAUGGACUUCGGUUAUUACGAACAUUUGAGAAUCGUUCUUUUGAUGGCCCAAGAGUUGUAUCUGAAACUGUAACAAAGCCUACAAUUAGCCAGAUUUCAGCUGUUACAGCUGCAAGUGCUGCGGGACAUGCAGAUAGAGGUGCUCCUGUCGUUUCUAUUACUGGAAUGAAUGGAGAUGCACGGAGCUUGGGAGAUGUUAAACCUAGAAUUACUGAAGAUGCCAGCGACAAAUCAAAGAUUUGGAAGCUUACUGAAAUUAGUGAACAGGUUCAGUGUCGAUCAUUGAGGCUUCCUGAUAAUCUGAGAACAAACAAGCCGCAGAUAUCACGAUUGAUCUACACUAAUUCAGGCACUGCAAUUUUGGCAUUAGCAUCAAAUGCUAUUCAUCUACUAUGGAAAUGGCAAAGAAAUGAACGCAACACAAGUGGCAAGGCUACAGCCAGUGUGACUCCUCAAUUAUGGCAACCAACAAGUGGAAUACUAAUGACCAAUGACAUUGCUGAUACUAAUCCUGAAGAUGCUGUGCCCUGCUUUGCUUUGUCCAAAAAUGAUUCUUAUGUUAUGUCUGCAUCAGGAGGGAAGAUUUCCUUGUUCAAUAUGAUGACCUUUAAGACGAUGACAACAUUCAUGCCUCCACCACCUGCAGCAACAUUUCUUGCUUUCCAUCCACAAGACAACAAUAUAAUUGCUAUUGGCAUGGAUGACUCCACAAUACAGAUAUAUAAUGUCCGAGUAGAUGAGGUUAAAAGCAAGCUCAAAGGACACUCCAAAAGAAUCACUGGUCUUGCCUUUUCUCAUGUAUUGAAUGUUCUAGUUUCAUCUGGAGCAGAUGCCCAGCUGUGUGUGUGGAACUCAGAAGGAUGGGAAAAGCAGAAGAGCAGAUUCUUGCAGAUUCCAUCAGGAAGAACUCCAACAGCCUUGUCAGACACGCGAGUGCAGUUUCACCAGGAUCAAGUACACUUCCUGGUUGUGCAUGAGACUCAACUUGCAAUAUAUGAAACAAUGAAACUUGAGAUUGUCAAGCAGUGGGUUUCAACUACUGCCCCAAUCUCCCAUGCAACAUUCUCGUGUGACAGCCAAUUAGUAUAUGCCAGCUUUUUGGAUGCAACUGUGUGCAUAUUUAGUGCAGCAAAUCUCCGACUACGAUGUCAUAUUAACUCAUCAGCUUAUCUUCCAGUCAAUGUCAGCUCGAAUGUAUAUCCACUUGUGGUCGCAGCCCAUCCAUCAGAACCAAACCAAUUUGCAAUGGGACUAACAGACGGUGGGGUACAUGUCUUUGAACCCUUGGAAUCCGAAGGGAAAUGGGGUAUACCACCACCUGUUGAGAAUGGGUCAGCUAGCAGCAUGCCCACAGCAAGUGCAGUUGGGGCUUCAGGUUCAGAUCAACAGCAGAGAUGAUGGAAGCUCCAGGGCACAAGUUCUUUUCAUAUGCACAGCUUGGAUGACCCUUAAUCUUUUUAACUGCAACUUUGGUUUGACGUUCAGGAUAAUUUACUCAAAGAUGGAUAGGUAGAAGCAUAGACUCAACAUAUAAGAUAAGGGGUUUGCGUAAGCUAAAUGUCGAAGUAGGAUCAUGGCAAAAUCGGUCUCUUAAUUUCCUGAAAAUGUUCAUUUCUUUCCUUUAAUUUUUUCUUUAUUUAUAAUUUUCUUUUACAUCAAAGGCCUGCUUGAAUGGUGGUGCUGUCUCAUGUAAUCAAAUUGCAAUGUUUUCAGUUUUCUGUAAUUUUUAUCACUUGCAAUCUUCAGCCCCGUGCACAUUUGGUUAGAGGGGGGAAGAAGCCUUUUCUGGGCACUAAUUUAUGUUAAAGAUGCCUCUGAAGAUUAGUCUCUUUUUUGUUGAGCAGUUUGAAACAUUGCGACUUAUUAGUGUUUCAGACGCUAUUGUAUUGUACAUCUCAUAUGAUCCUCCUUUGGGUACAUUUCUCGCCCUACAUUUUGGGGGUUUCAUACUUUCA
Messenger RNA from Nelumbo nucifera (sacred lotus), 4199 nucleotides. RefSeq names its product protein TOPLESS-like. Gene Ontology annotation, biological process: regulation of DNA-templated transcription. Lineage: Eukaryota; Viridiplantae; Streptophyta; Magnoliopsida; Proteales; Nelumbonaceae. The record is from RefSeq and is a predicted model, not a curated record. Gene Ontology annotation, molecular function: protein binding.